AUGUUCAAGGCCUUAUCAGCCGGGGGCCGUUCAUCCGAUGCCCGCAGCAGCUCCAGUUCUAAGAGAAGUAGCCGUCGCAGAACAGAUUCCAAAGCUUCUUCAACAGUGAGCCGCAAGCCCUCACGGGGUGACGACCGUGAUCGAGGCUUGGGUGACCUGUCAGCCUACUCAUCGUCUGGAAACCACAGCAAGCGCUAUGCGCACAGUGCGGCAGGCGAUUCCAUUGCGUCGAGCUAUGCGACGGCGGAACCUCAUAGCGCGAUCGGACCCGACCGCAAUAUCAUCCAAGGGGCACCGAGGCGCAGAGAUACCGACGAUAGUGAACGUCGUGAUCGAUAUCCGGACAGCGAUGACAAACCCCGACGCAGACGCACUCGCUCCCGAUCGCAGAGUCGCGAACGAACCCGGGAACACCAUGACAAUACAGAUAAGGUUGAUGAUGGAAAUCGUGCAAGUGGCCAUCGUCGAGAGCGGCAACGAACUCAGCCUGAUGAAAUGCCAAAUGUGCCCAUUUCUGGUGCUGGGGCAGACUUAGCUCCGAAGGUGGGAACUUUUGACCAUCCUCAAUUCCCCCCGCCGUUCCACAACACACUCCCAGUGACAUCUAUGCCAAGUUCGCCCAACGUGCCCAGUGUCUACGACCCUCAUAUACAGCAGCAGUUCCCGGGCCAGUUUCCGGCCUUCGUUGCCGAACCUUACCAAUCAAACCCUGCAGGCGCAGCAGCCGAUUACUACGGCGACCAGGGACAGUCAGUCGCACAACAACCCGGGGUUCGGCCUGAGCCACCAAAGAUUAUCCCCAAUAACCAAGCGCACUUGAUGCCAGCAUCACCGCAUCCCAACCCGCCGCCUGAGCCUAGUAGUAUGGGACAGUCCCCCGCAGCGGCUGCGUAUUACGCAGAUGAUGCGGAUGACGCAGACCCAGAGAUCCAAGUACCCGAACAAUCAAGUAGACCGCCUUCAGGACCGACACCCAAACCUCCCAGGCCAGUUAUACAGACUGAAGAGGUCUCCGGGCCUUUUGCAACCGUUACGCAUGACGAAGGCAGCCCUCAAGGUAUUGGCUCUGGGUCCUCUCCGUUGCUAGCCGAGUCCUCGACGCCUACGGUUGUCCCGCUUACUGGUGCAAACCCCUCCAAACCGCCCAAUGUUCAUGGUAUAGGUCCAGUGGUAAGUGUGGCAGAAGGUUAUAUGACGGGCCAUCAUCAUCAACCAUCCUUGAACGUAGAACAUUCCUCUCAGUCUGGCAAUCAGAAUCACGACGAGGGUUUCCCGAACGUUGUGGGAUACGCUGGUCCAUCUACGUAUCCGGAUCAGCUAAAUGCACCACCCCUCUAUACUGCUACUGAGGAGACAGCAGCGUACGCUGCCCACCCGUCGCAUCCUCAUCAUGCAGCUCUCUACCACGGAGUACCAUUUCAAUCUGGGGGCUUGGCAUUCCAGCAACGCCAACGGGGUCCGCUGGACAAAUUACUCGACUUUUGGCGUGACGCAGAAGGGGUUGGUAUGUUCGAGGAUUACACCGAAACCAUUGGUGUUUGCAAGCACUGUUUUGAACCGGGCACCUCGUCGCGCGACGCACCUCGAAAACAUUAUUAUAGACCCCGCCGUCGCUCCCACAGCAAUGGCUCUCGAGUGGACAAAGCUCGUCGUUACUCUUCUUCAGAGGACGAAGGUCGACGUCGCAAGAAAAUCUCCACAAGCUCCUGGCUGCCUACAGUGCUUGCUGGGUACACGCUCUUCAAGACCAAAGACUCUGGAAAUACUUAUAAUGUUCGAUCAGGCCCACUCGUAAACUCGGCAUCUGAUAAUGAGAACCUAUCAACGCCUGAGGAGGGAAGUCACACAUCUCGUGGUGUCUAUAGGCGUUCACCCCGCCGCUCCUAUGAAGACCCGCCAGACUACGGAUCUCGACGGCUGUCCCGCUCAAGCUCCCGAUCCUCGUCAAGGUCUAAGAAGCAUCCUGCACUCCAAAUUGCCGCUGACACAGUAACUGGGCCUACAAGUCAGCCACACCGCAGCCGGUCACCCCGGAAGUUCAAAAGUCGGGAAUCCUCAUCUUCUGAAUCAUCUUUUGUGGAUAUCUCUAGACCAGCCAUGAAAUCUGGGGGUAAAGGCUUGAGCUCAUUUUUCACAGCCUAUUCUGAGAAUCGCAGAAAGUGGCAGCCUAAGAAGCGGAGAAGUAUAUUUUCAUUCAACAACUCGUCAUCAUCCUCCCUAGAUGCUGAUUUAGCAUUUGGAAAUGGUUAUGCCAAAAGAUCACCAGGGAAAUCUAAAAAGCGAAGCAGGAAGAAGGAUCACGACAAUGUGGAUGCGGCACUACUAGGAAUAAGAGAGAGAGCAGCUGUAAUGGCUGAUUCAGCUUACCAUCCGAGUCAACGAACAGGUGAGCUACUUGUGAAAAAAGAACCUACAUCCGCUCGUUUGGGUUAUUCGUCGUCUGCUACCAAUGACGACGCUUGGGAGGACGUGGACUCAGGGGACCAAUCGUCAUCCAGUGUCAGUUCAGCACUUGCUUUCGGAGGUAGUGGACUUUAUGGUAGUAAUGCGUCACCAUCUUCUGAUUCUGGUACAUCCUUGUGGGGGUGGAGAUGGGGAAACAGGAAGGGCAAGAAGCAGAAGAGAACGAGGUCCAACGCACCGGGGGGUCGUUUCCCUACUAAUGCUGCUGUAGCGGUGAAAACAGCCGAAUUAGCCCAUGGCUAUAACAAUCGAGGGAGACGUACCAGCGAGGACAUCGGUAGUGGUGCUGGGAAACUUCAACAUGUGGCUCCUGUGCCCACCAGCGAUCCUUCACGCUUUGACGCUGUCAACGUAUGGCCUUCACAGCCGGCACUGAUUAGCCGAGAACCUAUCCCUCUUCAACAGCCCCAACCGGUGGCACCGGUCUCUCAAGCUGUCUAUACUUCGCAAGGAGAGACGUUCCCUGCCUACACUACACCACCUCGUCCCCCGCCAUUUGCCAAUACCUUUACACUAUAUGACCACCAAGCUCAAGGUUCACGAGAUAGCCCUAGGGAGCAGGAAAUCCCCCUUUACCAUGGAUCCACUGAUAUGCCAUCAAAAGUUACCCGGCCCCCUCGACGAAGUGACUCAUCGCCUGUGUUUCACACGGAGUCUUUAGAGGGUACAUCGGGUGUGAAGCGUCGUUUUACCAUGAAAGACCAGGGUUCUGUACAGUUUGACCUUACUAGGGAGCAAAUAGAAAGAGAGCGACGAGCAAAUAACCUUGAGCGUCAAGAGCGUGAUUAUGGGCGCCAAGGAGUUCAACUCAUUGAUAGGGAGAGUGAGAUGGCGACACGCGAGGAGAAUGAACCUCGAGCGGAGAGAAGCCCAGCAUCGUGGGUUGAUCUAGGUACAGGUGUACUUUCCGGUCAAGGCUCUAACGGUGGCUCCGAAUCCAGCCAGAGGAGUCAUUACGAACGUUCAGAGAAACGGCGCGCAGAAAGACGCCGUGUGUCAGGUUCUGAAAUAUCAUCCGGCUUUCCCAUGCCUGAACGUUACAACGAUGGUGUUGGCCAGCGCCCGAACCAGUUCACUGGGCAAGACCAUGUUAAGACUUCAGUGUUUCGUGACAUUCCCCGCAAGAAGCCAGUUCAUGAUAAUUAUGCACAAUUCUUCGCGCCCGAAGAGUUGCAGUAUAGCCCUGACACAUACGCGCGUCGGGAACCCGCUUCAGUGCCCACUAUCAUAGAAGUGGAGCCUGUAAGUCAAAAAAUAAAGGCAACAGAGGAGCCCCAUCCAAAAUAUCGCGGACUCCCAUGGCCAGUUCCAGAGCUCAAGCUGGUUGAGCCUACACCUCCUCAAAGCCAGAGUGGUUCCGUCAGAGAUAUUGCCUCCCCGAUUCCAUCGCCGCCAGAGGUCCCUGAAGAUGAUAGGGCAUCAAAGCGAUCAACAACAGGCUCCCGCGUAUCUUGGGGCAAGGAUGAGACUUGCGAAUAUGAAGUCCCAUCUACAUCCUCUGAACUUGACCCCGUCGAUCAUGACAUUGCGGCAGACCGAGGACAGGAAAAGCAGACUGAUAGUGAACCCGCCCGAGAAAUUGUGACCAUUCAAGAGGAUCUGUCCAAAAACGCCACAGGUGAGUAUGAUCCUGAUAUUGAAGUCGCGGCAACGGCCGCUGCAGUUGCUGCAGCCUUGGGUGUUGAGCCCUCCUUCGUGUCGGAUAUCAGGGAAAAGCUCAUCUUUCCGUCCGGAGCUCGUGACUGUGUUGGUGGGGCGGCAACACCCGAUGAUGGAACGAAGCAGCCAAUUUUAGGGAAAUUUGUUGCUAACAGUCCACUUUACUCUGAGCCAGUGUCGAUGGGUGACGGUGUUAAAACGUUUCAUGACAAUCAACCUCCAUCAAUUGCGCAAGAAGUGAUCCAGCAGCUCACCGGAGAGCAAGCACCUGAGGUGGGUGGACUUUCCGGAAGGGCUGUGGAAAAGCCAAAUGAGGAAUGGCAAACGUUGGUCUUUCGAGACAAGCGCUCUGGACCCGAGUCACCUCCAGAGGAAGCUUUGCAUAUGCCUAAUGGAUCCGAACUAGAGGAGUCAACCAGCCAGCAGGAGCCGCAUGGGGCUACACAAGAACCAGCUCACGGUGAUUCAAUGUCAACUAUCUCAGCUGCCAUACCUAGACAUAGUGAGAAACAGAUGGAGGAAGCUAGUUACCGCAAGGACAGUCGCGAACCUGACAUCCCUAGUAGAGCCAGUCCAUCUGCCAUUGAAGGCAGCUCUACUAUUGGAAAGAAGCCAAGCAAAAGACAUUCCAAGUGGGAUACCGAUGCUUUCGAUGACUCCACCUCUGUGACAUCUUCCCCAGCCAGAGUUGAAGAGACUAGUGAUCGCGUCAGAAGUGCGGAUGAACAGACAAAAGAAAACAGAGCAGGUGGUCUCUUAAGUAAUAUGUUCGGCUCUAAAGUUUCCGAGCCGGUAGCAAGCGAUAGCUAUCCGUCUCGCGAGGUUCAAUCCGAAGUCGGGCCACCGGGUUCCAAGGAGUCUAGACGCCAACGAAGGGAGGAAAAGCGGCGGUAUGACUCUAGCUAUUUUCGUUGUUCGUAA
This is a messenger RNA of Aspergillus pseudotamarii, 5043 nucleotides long. RefSeq lists its product as uncharacterized. The transcript has 2 exons. Bases 1 to 5043 code for a protein of 1680 amino acids. NCBI's taxonomy places the organism in Eukaryota, Fungi, Ascomycota, Eurotiomycetes, Eurotiales, Aspergillaceae. The record is from RefSeq and is a predicted model, not a curated record.